CGGGCCGGGCGGAGCUGAGCAGAGUCCAGAUCUGAAACCAGCAACGGCAUCCUCUGCCGUCGUCCGUUUCGAAUCCAGCUGGGCAUAAAUCUCUCUCCCAUUUACCACCUCAGACCAGACCCAGAUCGCAAUCUCAGGACUCCUCCCCCCAUCUGGAGCCGCUUUCUCCUCGCGAGUCAAACCUUUCUCUCCUCCCAGAUCGGGGAGAUGGAGCCGGCUACCAUGGCCUGGACGCUGGCGGCGGCGGGUUUCGCGCUGGUGUACUGGUUCGUGUGGGUGAUGGGCGCCGCGGAAGUGCAGGGGAAGCGCGCCGUCGACCUCCAGAUGGGAUCCAUCGCCGACGACAAGGUCGGGGACAGGUAUUCCCAGUACUGGUCCUUCUUCCGCAGCCCCAAGGAGACGGCCGCCGCGGCCACCGCCGACAAGGUGCCGGCCUUCGUCGACACCUUCUACAACCUCGUCACCGACAUCUACGAGUGGGGCUGGGGCCAGUCGUUCCACUUCUCGCCCUCUCUGCCCGGCCGGUCGCACCGGGAGGCGACGCGGGUGCACGAGGAGCGCGUCGCCGACCUGCUCGAGGCGCGCCCCGGGAAGCGGCUGCUCGACGUCGGCUGCGGCGUCGGCGGGCCCAUGCGCGCCAUCGCGGCGCACUCCGGCUCCGACGUCGUCGGGAUCACCAUCAACGAGUACCAGGUCAACCGCGCCCGCUCGCACAACCGCAAGGCCGGCCUGGACGCGCAAUGCGAGGUGGUGUGCGGCAACUUCAUGGCCAUGCCGUUCCCGGACGCGUCCUUCGACGGCGCCUACUCCAUCGAGGCCACCUGCCACGCGCCCAGGCUGCAGGACGUCUACGGCGAGGUGUUCCGCGUGCUCAAGCCAGGGGGCCUCUACGUCUCCUACGAGUGGGUCACCACCCCGCUGUACCGCGCCGACGACCCGGAGCACGUCGAUGCCAUCCACGGCAUCGAGCGCGGCGACGCCCUCCCGGGCCUGCGCCGGCAGGACGAGAUCGCCGUCGUCGCUAAGGAGGUCGGCUUCGAUGUCGUCAAGGAGCUGGACCUGGCGCUGCCGCCGGCGCUCCCCUGGUGGACGCGGCUCAAGAUGGGGCGCCUCUCCUACUGGCGCAACUCGCUGGUGAUCCGUGCGCUCACCCUGCUGCGCGUGGCGCCCAAGGGCGUCUCCGAGGUGCACGAGAUGCUGUACGAGACGGCGCAUCACCUCACCCGCGGCGGCGAGACUGGCAUCUUCACCCCAAUGCACAUGGUGCUGCUCCGCAAGCCGGCCACCGCCGCUGAAUAGACAGUAGCAUCACAUGCGCAAGAAUGCAGCAGCGAGUCCUAGCUCUUGCCGCGGGCAGCUAGGAGCGGAAUCAGACGAGGAAAAGCAGCUCUUGGUUUUGAUCUUAGCAUGGAUGAAUUCUUCUGUUCUUCGACAUUCUUCUUGUUCUUAGACUGAGACUGGUUAAUUAGUUCCGGGGAGCUCGGUAUCACCCGAAGUCCCCACUUUAUAUUUUCCCUGUUUAUUAAUAUGUGGAAGAAUCGAUCUGUUUAUCUUGAAGCAAACAUUGGAUUGGAGGACUCGUCGUCUGCUCCAUUCUGGCUUUGCUGCGA
Aegilops tauschii subsp. strangulata is the source of this 1610-nucleotide messenger RNA. Its product is annotated as 24-methylenesterol C-methyltransferase 2. NCBI's taxonomy places the organism in Eukaryota, Viridiplantae, Streptophyta, Magnoliopsida, Poales, Poaceae. Gene Ontology annotation, biological process: steroid biosynthetic process. Gene Ontology annotation, molecular function: S-adenosylmethionine-dependent methyltransferase activity. The record is from RefSeq and is a predicted model, not a curated record.